This is a messenger RNA of Malassezia pachydermatis, 2202 nucleotides long. RefSeq lists its product as hypothetical. The transcript has a single exon. The record is from RefSeq and is a predicted model, not a curated record. Lineage: Eukaryota; Fungi; Basidiomycota; Malasseziomycetes; Malasseziales; Malasseziaceae. The coding region runs from base 1 to 2202 and encodes 733 amino acids.
AUGUCCUGGCCGCGCUCGGUCGUCCGCUCGCCCGGCUUCUCUUUCCAGGCUGCGAUGGCAAGUACUUCGCUGACGUCUAGCAGCGACGCGGCCUACCAGACGCUGCGCCGCUUGCUUCUAGCACCACCUGCGAAUCGUCAGCACAUUGAACUGCUCGAUCGCAAUGCACUGUAUGGCUCCAUUGGGCACUACUUGUCGGCCAUGGCGCUGGUCAAUGUGACAGAGUUUGCCGCGGCGCUUGUGACGUCGCCGGCACUAUGGACGCCGCCCAGUGACGUCUCGCAGCAUACACGCGAUGCUGUGGAGCGGGCGAAUGGCAUAGCACAGGCGCUGUCGUUCGCUGUGAGUGAGCGCAUGUCACUGAUCACCAAGGUGCUACGUCGUCGCUCGCCACGCUCUGCACCCAAAGAGCUCAAGGACUGGGUCAAGGCGGUCCUCGAUGGAGUCCACACGGGCAUGUCGUACCCUGGCGCACGAAGCUCCCUUGCUCAGCUGGCGAUGCUCACAGGCCUAGUGCAGGGCAUCGCCCACGAACGCAAGAAACGGACCAAGUCCAAAGCCCGCUCGCCCCUCUCGUUCCGCCUGCGCAAGCUUGCUGCGAUGCUCGAUCCUGUGUGGGCCAGUGCGCUAGAGCCUGUUCUUACGCCUGACAAGACAUGGGAAGCCGAAUUCGGUGCGGCCAAUGUCGCUGUGCGUACCGCCGCGCUGACGCUCGCGGCGGGCGUCGUUGAUUUGCUCCCUGAGACGGCCAUGCAGGCGGUAUCCGAUACGGCAUGGAUCGACAGUGCUCUUCCGCUCCUCCUCGACAUUUUUGAGGCGCGUGGUAUGCAAGAUACCCUUUUCCACGACGCACACCCCCGUGCUGACGGCCUGCUUCUUCUCCCGAAAGGCAGCGUAAGUGAGCAAUGGUGCCUACGUGUGCAGUCGCAUCCGUUGUUUGCGCAUGCCGGACCACUAUCGCGCCUCAUCUCUGCGCCGCUACGACGUCUUGGCGCCACGAUGAGUGCGAUGGACUAUGCCAGUUUUCUGUGUGACCAUCCGCAGGCGACGCUGCCGCAUCUUCUCGUGGCCAGCGAAGCCUUAAAUAUGGCAUGGACAACGUCGCCCCUGGCAAACGUUCCCGCUGACCAGAUUGCCGAGGAAAGUCGCGCACUGACUACGGAUCUAUGGCACGUAUUCAAGACGUACCUCUUUUCCGUGACGCUGCUUCUGGAUGCUGUAGCGAAUACCGUGGUGGAGCAAUGUCCGUCGCCCGCCGAGGUGUACCCACCUGGCUCCACGGGGUCCAGGUCCGAGGUGCUACAGCGCGACUGGCCUGCGAUGCCGACCAGCAAUACCCCUGCGCCGUACCUGCUUGUCCUUGCCGCGACGCUACGCAUUUUCGGUAUGCUGUAUUGGAUUACAUCGACGUUCAGCAUGGACGGCUUUGAGUCGUACCGCGUAGUCUUUUACUCUGCUCUCGAUGUCCUGAGUCGCGAUGCCGAGGCAUGCACGCAGCUUGUGAGUACCAUGGCCGACGAGCUGCUCCAGCGCUAUGACGAUGUGCCAGGAGGUCGGUCAGCGAAGGACACGAGUUUUGGCCAGCGUAUUCACGCGACGUUUUUCCUCUUGGUCGUCGAGCAGCUGGCUAGCGAGCUGCCUGAUACGAUGAUUGAUCACCUAGUCCUGCCCAUGUGCCGGCCCUAUCUGGAAGACACGCGGUUCCAAGAUGCGUUCGAGUCGGCUCAUUCUGUGGUCCUGGCAUUGUACGCUGCCCAAGCGCCACGCACCAAGGCGCUAACGCCGUUCUAUGUCCAGCUGCUGCUUGACUGUUUCCCAGCCCAGCUGAACGCCACGCAGUUGGAGGCGGCUCUGUCGACCGUCGUCGAGUCUUUGUCGGACCGCAGCGAUUCGCUGGCGUGGUGGUGCAUUGAGCAAGUGGACGAGGCGCUGAGUGCUGCGCAGGCGCAACACAAGGAAGAUAUUGCCCAUACACUCGGUAUUUGCCUGGCGGCCCUGGUCCCGCACGUCAAUCUGGUGCUUCUGCGUGCGCUGCUGACCAAGAUCAGUGCGCGCAUUCUGGAACUGCCGGCGGCGUCGCCACCUCGCGUGCGGUUGGUGGAGCGUGUGCAUGAGAGCCUUAGUGAUAUGGACGCCGCCACGCGAUCUGAAGCCAUGCACUGGUGGCUGGAGCAAAGUUCGCUAUUUACAGAGGGUAUGUAG